Aspergillus eucalypticola CBS 122712 is the source of this 3111-nucleotide messenger RNA. Its product is annotated as putative LPXTG-motif cell wall anchor domain protein. The record is from RefSeq and is a predicted model, not a curated record. NCBI's taxonomy places the organism in Eukaryota, Fungi, Ascomycota, Eurotiomycetes, Eurotiales, Aspergillaceae. The transcript has 2 exons. Bases 1 to 3111 code for a protein of 1036 amino acids.
AUGCCUGACCGGGUGGUGCAGUUGCAGAUGUCCCCAGACGCAGCAGGAGCUGGCCAUGCAGCCUCUCCUCAUCCUCCUCCUCCCCUCCCCUCUUACUCCUCCUACUCCUCCUCUUCCUCCUCUUUCUCCUCAUCCCCAGCAGACCAUCGUUUCAACGCUCGACGCCGGCGAAAAACCGAAUCCGCGGUGCACCCGCCCAUCCAUGUAUCGCUCGAGGACCCGUCGGCUUCACUCUGUCGCCGUUCGAUCGUGAAUCGGGCCCGAACCAUUACUUUCAGUGCUGGAGCGACGUCAGAGUCAAACCCAAAUCUGACCGGUUCUUCGUCCCCUCAGCGAGCCUCUCGUCCGGACGCAAGCCCCAGAACUCCACCGGAAUCCCAACGGAGCCAGACUCGAGCUCGAGGGCUCGCCCCGAGCCUCCGUAGUUCCGCCGUGGCCACCAUGAUGUUACGAGCGGACGAUCCCCGUGACGCGGGCAAAGCAGCCGCGCUAACAAGCCCAUCCGCCGGCGCCAGCGACUCUCCUUCAGCACCGACAACAACAACACCCAGUGCUUCCUUUGCCUCUCCUUCGCCGUCGGCUUCCACCCCCGUUGCGUCGCAUCUCCCCCCCUCCUCCUCCUCUUCUUCCUCUUCCGUUCCGCCCGUCCCUCGCCUCCCGCAGAGCCGUUUCAGCUUCGAAUAUCAGUAUCCCCUGCGCAAGCGAGCCCUGACGUCGCACCUCAGCGCGGCCGCCUCUGUGCUGAACGGCGACGACACGCCCCCGGGUCCCGACCCGUCCCCUACUCCCCAGCGCACUUUCUUGUAUGACAGCCCCCGGCGCUCCGUCCCCAACUUCCAUCUGUCCCACCUUCGCGAUCAGGCGCUGCUCAAUUCGCAACCACCAUCGCCGCGACGGGCCUUUGAAAAGGAUAGCGACGCCGCGCUGCCCCUGGACGCCAACUCGACCGUCCGUGUGUUGAGUCCCAAUGCAACGAAGCGUCGAAAGUCGUCACUUUACGCUGAGCAGUCGAUUUCGGACGUGAAGAGCAUCAUGCCAUCAUCCACCGUGACAUACUCCCAAGGGAGAUUGCUUGCUGACGAGCGCAAUCGCGCCAUGAACGGCCUGGAUCGUCAGGGAGACGGUAAUAGAACCCCAGUCGCGGACGAUUUUCGCUCCAAAAAUGAGGAUGUAUUUUUGAAUAUCGCAAGAUCAGACUCCGACCGUCGAGAGUCGCUGGGGCGCUCAGAACUCCGACGCUCGCGAUUCAGAAUGUCCGGUAGUGCGCUGCGUUCUCCAACCUCUCGGGUUGCCGAACAGACCCCUUCUCCGGAACAACUUCGCUUGAAUACCUACGACAACCCCUUGCAUUCCCAAAAUGAUCCUCCAUCCACCCCCCACACCUCUGUACCAUCAUACUCUUACUCGGCGUCCGCCCAUCCGCUGGAUGAACAUAGUCGUUCCUCCUCUUUGGCGUAUGCUUCUGGCUCAAGAUCUACCAUUGGCCUCCCUCGAAGCCGAUUGGGUCGCACCAGUCCAGAACCCUCCCCAUACAGCCCCGAAUCGCACCUCGAAAGACGGGGUUCAUUGCACGAGUCGCGAGCAUAUCGACAUUCCGCUCUCUCAACUAUCCGAAGCAGUCGGCAACCGUCCAGCUCCGAGGCCACGGAACGCGCCCGAUUCGAGCCCGACCGGUCCCGUCAGGAUGGGACGGAGUCAACCUUGUCGACUAACGCACCUUCUACUGUCUGGGACGAGUUAGAGGAUCUAAAAUCGCGGAUCAAGAAGCUAGAAUUAACGGGCAAGCUUCCGCCUUCAUCCCAGGAGGCGAUAUCAUCUGCAUCCGGAGACCGACCACGCACUGCGACCACGACGGUUACUACGGUGUCAUCCUCACCGAAGCGCGGCCGCAAAUCCAGUAUAGCAACAGGCGAUCUCGACCAGAAUGCGGCCCCGAGUCCGGUCCAUCCUCUCCUACAAUCGGCCUUGACUAAGUCCAAGGAGGUGUUGGGUAACGAAGUCUACGCAGCCCUGGAAGUCACUGUUACUGAUGCGCUUGCGCUGUCUACCCUACUGUCAUCCAACAAGGCCCCAUCGGGCGGUGUUUCUAUUGUCAAUGGCUACCUUCCAUCAGACAGACAAGCUAGGCGCAAGGCUGACAGUGUAUGUCGCAGCUUGACUGAGCUGUGUCUCGCAUUAUCUGAUGAUCAGCUUCGCCGGCAGCCGUCCACGGCCCUGGAGGUAAAAGCGGAUGAACAACAAAUCAAUGGCCACGAUGACGACGAUACGAUUACACCUACCCCUCCAUUUCGCCGAAGCACAAUCCAGGAGCCAGAGAGCCUUUCCAGACGGCAGAGCAACAGCAGAGUCACCAGCCGUUUAGAGGCACGUCGGGCUAGCAUGGCGAACAACGCGGCUUCAGACAACCAAAACAACAACAAGGGCACCGAUCAGGGUCCAGAUGCCAAAUUGACCCAGUCGCCUGGAUCUUCGGCGCCUGUGAGACGAUUGAGCCGACUUUCAACUUCGUUGCGGACCAAGAGGGUGCACACCGACGACGAUAAUGCGCCGGAUCAGAGUCCACAACCUCGAUCAAUUCAAAGAAGCAUGACAGACAUCACCAACCCAGCAGCAACAUAUCGUGUCUCGCCCCGGCAACGGAUUUCGCAUGGAUAUACGGCAUCGCAAUCGAUAGCUGACUCCAGUCCUGAGCGAAAUGUCAGAUAUUCAACCCCAUCCCAACCGUCGCAGCUCCCUCAGCCUCGUACCCCGACACUUUCGCAGUCAGCGAUCCCGCUCCGUCGGAGCAUUUUAACGCCCGGCUAUGUCCCCGCAACAUCCCGCUCCAAUAUUCAGGCGGGUUCACGUCGAUAUGGACUGUCUCCUGGUAUUGGCUCUGCCGCUCUCGGUGGUGAAAUGCCAACCGAGGACGCCAUGUCCACUACCCCUCGCCAGGAGCCUUCGCAGACAAGAAUCAUCGCCCCAUCGCAAAAGCUGGCUGCUAGCUACACGCCGAUUGCGCAGAACCGCCUGCGCGCAAACAGUCUUGGAGCGCGACGAUUUGGCCUACGGCAGCGGCCAAUGGCCGUUUCUGAUGAGGCCGUCAAUGGUCUCGAUCAGCGCGUUGACUAA